Molecule: messenger RNA, 171 nt
Organism: Scutellospora calospora
Lineage: Eukaryota; Fungi; Glomeromycota; Glomeromycetes; Diversisporales; Gigasporaceae
Source: the annotation of a GenBank genome assembly
CUGUAGACGCUAAGAUUUUACAAUAUUACCAACGAUAUAAGAAUGAACAUUCUGAAACUUCCGAUAAAGAAAUAAGAUCUUUCAUGUUCAUGAAUUUCAUCUCACAAUAUGUGCCAGAGCAUCCUAAAGAUUCCUAUGAAGACGUAGUAAAAGCAUUUCAAGAAUCAAACG